Messenger RNA from Salmo salar (Atlantic salmon), 3447 nucleotides. It is a transcript of the gene gas1a, whose product is annotated as growth arrest-specific 1a. Lineage: Eukaryota; Metazoa; Chordata; Actinopteri; Salmoniformes; Salmonidae. The record is from RefSeq and is a predicted model, not a curated record. Gene Ontology annotation, biological process: regulation of cell cycle.
GAGCAAGAUAGAGAGAGAGAGAGAGAGAGAGAGAGAGAGAGAGAUCACUUUGGGAGAAUCAGAGUUUCUGUUUUCCUCUGAUAUUUGGUUUGUGUUCCUAUGCAUACGUACUUACCGGUGAUUAGCGCUGUCUCGUGGAUGCACAUUGUCUGCCGUGUAAUAGCUCCUUAUAACCUAUGGACGGACUUACUGAGCGCUCAGCUCUGUCCACGGAGAGGAGAGAGGGGACGGGAAGCGGCUGCUAGAAUAGUGGAAGACGAGAUCAGGAAAGCACAGGAGCUGAGGCGGCGGAGGGAUUCCACUACCAGUACUGGAAUGGAAUAAACCAGUGGGUUACCAACAGUUGUGUGGUUUUCUUGUUCAAAAACUUUUCUGUUUUCAUUUUAUUUGGCACUUAUGGAUAACUUUCUUCCAACCACUUUGACGGAGUUUUCAAACAGAGCAGUGAAGCUACUGCAGAACGGGAUACGUACAGCAGCCUCUUCUCUUUACACACUACCAAUGGUCUGAUCCCGGGAAUGUUGAUAUUUUAUGUCUAGUGCAGUCUUUGAAGGUAUGAAAUACGUAGGGAUGAACCUGGUGUAAUUCUAUCCUUUCAGUCACAGUCAUCACUAAAAUGGCCAGUUUUGAGGCUUUGGCACACGGCUCCUGCAGGUUGGUGUGGCCUGUCGGUUGUGUGUUUUUGUUUUUGGGCUGCUUAUCGGUGGCAUCGUCUUCCCACAGCCGCAGGUUAAUCUGCUGGCAGGCCAUCAUGAACUGUCAGACGGAGCCUGAGUGCCAUUACGCAUAUGGGCAGUACAUGCAGGCGUGCGCUGCUGUACUGAGAGGGGACAGGAAGAGGUGUCCCAGUCACUGCAUCUCCUCUCUGGUGCAGCUCAACCUGACGAAGAACGGGCCCGCGCUUGAGGACUGCAGCUGUGCUUCGGACCCCAUCUGCCGGAACACCAAGCGGGCCAUCGAGCCAUGCCUCCCCAGGACUAGCAAUAUGGGCUGCACCGAGGCCCGUAUGCAGUGUGAGAGAGACCAGCAGUGCAGUUCCGCCAUGCGAGACUAUUUAAUCUACUGCGGGAAACUUUUCAGCGGGGCAACCUGCACGAAUGCUUGUCGGAAUGUGAUUGCAGACAUGCGCAAAAUACCCAAAGCGGAGCUGUUGGAUUCGUGCGUGUGCGACGGGACCGAGAGGACCAUCUGCGAGUAUGUCAAGAUUAGCAUGAAGAGCCUGUGCUUCGAAGCUCCUGUGACGGUGGAGGACGGCAGUGGGUCAGAAGACUACGAGGAAGAUGAUGGGGACUUCCCGGUGUCAGAACCGGAGUUAGUGGAGAGGAGCACCGGAUCAGGUGGUUCUGCUUCGGGAAGCUGUGGUGUUGUGACCGCAGUGACUUUAUCUGUUCUGAUUCUACUAGCAUUUCUCCUUUAAACUCUCCUCAUAGUAAAAUAUAUAUAUCAGACUGUUGUUCAGAUAAACACGUUGAUGGCCUUACAAACUCAGACUGUUGGACAGAUAAACACGUUGAUGGCCUUACAAACUCAGACUGUUGGACAGAUAAACACGUUGACGGCCUUACAAACUCAGACUGUUGGACAGAUAAACACGUUGACAGCCUUACAAACUCAGACUGUUGUUCAGAUAAACACGUUGACGGCCUUACAAACUCAGACUGUUGGACAGAUAAACACGUUGAUGGCCUUACAAACUCAGACUGUUGUUCAGAUAAACACGUUGACGGCCUUACAAACUCAGACUGUUGUUCAGAUAAACACGUUGAUGGCCUUACAAACUCAGACUGUUGUUCAGAUAAACACGUUGACGGCCUUACAAACUCAGACUGUUGUUCAGAUAAACACGUUGACGGCCUUACAAACUCAGACUGUUGUUCAGAUAAACACGUUGAUGGCCUUACAAACUCAGACUGUUGGACAGAUAAACACGUUGAUGGCCUUACAAACUCAGACUGUUGGACAGAUAAACACGUUGAUGGUCUUACAAACUCAGACUGUUGGACAGAUAAACACGUUGACGGCCUUACAAACUCAGACUGUUGUUCAGAUAAACACGUUGAUGGCCUUACAAACUCAGACUGUUGUUCAGAUAAACACGUUGAUGGCCUUACAAACUCAGACUGUUGUUCAGAUAAACACGUUGAUGGCCUUACAAACUCAGACUGUUGUUCAGAUAAACACGUUGACGGCCUUACAAACUCAGACUGUUGUUCAGAUAAACACGUUGAUGGCCUUACAAACUCAGACUGUUGUUCAGAUAAACACGUUGACGGCCUUACAAACUCAGACUGUUGUUCAGAUAAACACGUUGAUGGCCUUACAAACUCAGACUGUUGUUCAGAUAAACACGUUGAUGGCCUUACAAACUCAGACUGUUGGACAGAUAAACACGUUGAUGGCCUUACAAACUCAGACUGUUGGACAGAUAAACACGUUGAUGGUCUUACAAACUCAGACUGUUGUUCAGAUAAAGUUUAAACAUUUGCCUUUCCAAACAGAUGCCAGUCUGUCUGGCCAAUGCUAUUGAAGGAAGAAGCUACUACUCCAAAGAGCAUCAAAUGCAAUUUUUUUUGUUGCAUAACCAUAAUUUGCUUUUUUUUAAAAUAUGACUUUUUUUUUGUACUGAAAAUAUCGAAUCAAGUUAGUACUGAAAAUAUCGAAUCAAGUUAGUAUUUUCUAUGCAAAUAUUAUAUUCAGUAACAUUAUGUCUCCAUCAGAAAUGGAGACAUGGACACCUGAACACCAGGUCUACUGUAGUCCAUGUAUAUACUACAUGUAACUCCAGGUCUACUGUAGUCCAUGUAUAUACUACAUGUAACACCAGGUCUACUGUAGUCCAUGUAUAUACUAGAUGUAACACCAGGCCUACUGUAGUCCAUGUUUAUACUACAUGUAACACCAGGUCUACUGUAGUCCAUGUAUAUACUACAUGUAACACCAGGUCUACUGUAGUCCAUGUAUAUACUACAUGUAACACCAGGCCUACUGCAGUCCAUGUUUAUACUACAUGUAACACCAGGCCUACUGCAGUCCAUGUAUAUACUAGAUGUAACACCAGGCCUACUGCAGUCCAUGUAUAUACUACAUAUAACACCAGGCCUGCUGUAGUCCAUGUAUAUACUACAUGUAACACCAGGCCUGCUGUAGUCCAUGUAUAUACUACAUAUAACACCAGGCCUGCUGUAGUCCAUGUAUAUACUACAUAUAACACCAGGCCCUACUGUAGUCCAUGUAUAUACUACAUGUAAACAGAUGUGGUUCUAUUUUGUUACACAGAGAUUAACAAUGCAAGGUUUUUAUAAAAAAACAGUUCACUGUCUAUAUUUUAAUAUUUUAACAUGAUAUCAUUGAUAUUGGGUGACUGAUGGCAUAUCUAUGUAUUUAAUGAAACUAUAUGGUGGACUUGUACAUACUGUAUAUUGGUAAAUAAAUGUAGUUUAAAAGUAA